UUGCUAGGAAAUGAACUUCUUUUUCUUUUGGUACGAGGAUAUGAUUUUCAAAGAUUCAAUGGCAGCCACUCAUUCGGAUAUAGUAGUAGAUAAUGAGCACUUAGAACUCUCAGGUUCUAGAUGAUAACAAAAUGCUGAUGCAACAGAGCGCCAGUUUUUGUGGUGCUAAGGCUUCUUUUUCCUUGCCAAACUUAACUCUUAGAAAACCUGCCACAUUUCCAUUGGCAAAGAAGCGCGAUUUGCCAGAGAAUUCACCAACUGAACAACCAAAUUUUUCUCUCAAAAUUUCAAACACAUUUCUUGCACAGUCUGCGAUUGCAGUGUUUUCAUUGGGAUUCAUCGAUGCCGGGUACAGUGGAGAUUGGUCAAGAAUUGGAGUUAUCUCGAAAGAGAACGAGGAUUUGCUGAAGGCUGCUGCUUUUGUUGUAGUUCCACUUUGCUUGUUUCUCAUAUUUUCUCUUCCCAAGAAAUCAGAAGAUUGAUAAUCUGUCUUUUAAGUUUUGAACAAUAAUUCGUUGUCCUUCUGGGAAAAAUUUGGAUGUACAAACAGCUUGCAGAAUGCAAGGAAUUAUCCUAAGGGUGCUACUAUUAUGACUUACAAAAUAAUUAGCGAAGUGCAGAUGAUUAGAAAUCACCUUUUAGUCUUCAGAAAAGUUCAGAUAUUGCUGUUGUAGAAAAUGUUAGAAAUUUGGCAUUCCAGCAAUGCCAGUAGAUCGAUCUCAUUUUUUAUGUCA
Messenger RNA from Coffea arabica (coffee), 734 nucleotides. RefSeq lists its product as uncharacterized. NCBI's taxonomy places the organism in Eukaryota, Viridiplantae, Streptophyta, Magnoliopsida, Gentianales, Rubiaceae. The record is from RefSeq and is a predicted model, not a curated record.